AUGUCGGUCGAAGCCCCCAAAACAGUCGAGGAGACUGCUCCCGUCGAAAGCAAGCCCGUCGAGCAGCUCGAGGCCACACCUGCUGUGCCUAGUGAGACUCCCACUGCUGCAGAGACAUCGAAGCCAGUUACCACCGAGACACCAGCUACAGCUGAUGCCACUACAACACCUGCUGUUGGUGAAGAGACAAAGCCUGUUGAGGAGACACUGAAGAAGGAUGAGGCUGUUGUCGAGGCCGUGCCUGCAUCUGAGGGCACUCUCGGCUACAAGGCCCCAGGUUUCCUCAAGCAAUUCCACUUCUCCAAGCACUUCUUCUGGUUCAGCGAAGAGCCCCUGACUACCGAUGCGCUGAACGUCUACUCUCGCUCUGAGAAGGCCAGUCAUGCACACAAGGCGUGGGCUCGUGAGUCGGGCAAAGGCCUUCUGUUCCACUCCAAGCGAGCUGAAGACAAGGCUCACCCUGCUGGCAUCAUUGCGCUGUAUGACAUCGGCAGCAUUACAAAGGAUGGCAUGCACUUGUUCUCCUUCGAGGAUAGCCACGGCAAGACUCACAAGUUCGAGGCCACCUCUACUACCGAGCGUGACAGCUGGGUUGUUGCGCUUGAGAAGCAGAAGGAAGAAGGAAAGUCUCUCAAGGAAGAGCUUACCGGUCGGGACAGCUACAAAAAGAAUAUUGAAGAUUAUUCUAAACCCGCCAUCACUGCUACCCCAGCAGUAGCUGCGUCCCGCUCCAAGUCCAAGGAUCCCAAAAAGUCUCUGGACGCCAAUACUGCAACGACCGCUGCUACUACAACUCCUGCGGACACUACUGAGCUCAAGAAGGAAACUUCGCCAGAUGCGGCUACGACCACACCUGUUGCACCCGUGGAGGAGAAGAAGGACACUACCAAAUCGCGCUCUCAGUCUCGCAAGCGUGCCUCGGUCUUUGGCUCCUUCUUGAAGAAGGACGAGGCCAAAGAGGAAAAGAAGGCGGCCGAAAAAGCCGAGAAGCACGAGAAGCAAGAGGAGAAGAAGGUCGAGGCUGAGGCCAAGAAGGAGGAGGCCAAGCAAGAACACAGUGUUCCCAAGGCCACGGAAGCCGCAGGUGCGGCCGCCAUUGCUGCUGCUCCGGUCGCAGCUGUCUCCGCCGACAAGAAAGAGGAGAAGACUGAGCCAACCUCUGAGGCUCCUGUGACCGAGCCCACCACCGCUACUCCCACAACUGAGCCGACCGCCACUCCCUCCACAACUGACAAGAAGGCCAAGCGAGGUAGUGUCUUCGGCAGCCUCUUUAACAAGGCAAAGGUCACAAGCCCUACGUCCGAGAAGACCGAGAAGGAGGUUGGCCCGACACCUCCUGCGAAGGAUGAGGUCCUUCCCGUUUCGGACACCGCCCCGAAGGUCGAUGAGCCAAUCGACACGAAGCCCCUCGAUACGGCUGCCAUUACUGCACCAGCCACCACCGACGCUCCGGCAGAGACGCCCAAGGAGACCACCGCCACCCGCCCUGCGGCCACGGAGAAGAAAAGCUUCCUGGGCUUCAUCAAGAAGCCGGAGUCCAAGAAGGAUGAGGUCAAGGAAACCAAGGCCGCGGAUGUCAAGCCCACUGAAUCUACUACUGCCGCCGUCCCUGCUGUCGAUGGUGCAGAUGCCCCCGUCACCACCGAUGCCGCUGCCAAGUCUGACUCAGAGACUCCGGUCGAAGAGAAGAAGACUCCUGCCGACAAGGACCAGCGCCGUUCUUCUCUCUUCGGCGGUCUGGGCACAAUCAAGAACAAGAAGCGGGACGAAACAGAGCCGACGGAGAAUGGCACCGAGAAGAAGCGCGAGAAGUCGCCCCUUCCAAGCAAGAUCGGAGGUCUCUUCCAACCCAAGGAGGAGGUCAAGACUGAGACGUCUGCUCCCGCCGCUACCUCUGAGCCCGCCACCGCUGCCGAGACCAAGACCGAUGUCCCUGCCUCCACCGACGCUCCCGAGUCCAAGAUCAUCGGCGACGUCGUCCCCGAGGCGGUCGUCGCUGCUCCCACUCCUGCUCCCGAAGUCAAGGCUUCCGCAUGA
This is a messenger RNA of Cyphellophora attinorum, 2037 nucleotides long. RefSeq lists its product as uncharacterized. Bases 1 to 2037 code for a protein of 678 amino acids. NCBI's taxonomy places the organism in Eukaryota, Fungi, Ascomycota, Eurotiomycetes, Chaetothyriales, Cyphellophoraceae. The transcript is spliced from 5 exons. The record is from RefSeq and is a predicted model, not a curated record.